AAUUUGAAAACGUGGCUGGCAGUUUAACAUGAAGCAGAGAUGAUGACGGGGGCUGCAAGCUGAGGCCGAGAACCAAACCGGAGGAAAAAUAACACUGCUCAUAGAGCCAAUUAACGCUAGCUCGGUUUUAUUUAGAGGUCAGUUGAUAUCAUCCUCACUUGGUGAAUAACGUUUAAACAGAAGGAGGAAAUGCAGUGCACUCCUGACUCAAACACCUACCUUGAGAGAUGCAAAGCCCAGCACUGUUAUGAUGACUGUGCUGACAGUGGAUACUCCGGUUUAUUCCACAGCCCACAGAGCAUCUCCAGAGUUGACUCCUGUCGGUCUUUGUCUCCAGUAGAAUUCAGUGAAACGCCUAAAGAGAACCUCCGGCUUUCUGUCACACCUAAGGAGAGGAUCAGAUUUUUGGGCAAAGAUUCCAGAGGAAUACAGCAGCCAUCAGCAGUCAGCUGGUGUGAAACUCCUAAAGUUUACAAAAGAGAUGCCUCAUUGCGACACAGACUUCUAAUGUGCAAGCCCACCACAGAUGUCAAAUCUGAUGGCCCAAGAUCACCAUGCACCAGAGGGACUGAAUCUUCCAUCGGUGUCAGGUCUGAACACUGGCUCAGUGCAUCGUUUGACACUCUAGACACUGUGAUGGGGGCCUUUGCACAAAGCACUUCAAAAUUAGAGCAGGAUCUGCCACUAUCUGGCAGGAAACGGCGCUUCCUCUUCAGGCAAGUGAGGACCUCCACUCUGGAAGAUGGUAAACUCAACUCAGAUUACCUUUCCAGUUUUGAGAGAAGGGUUUCACUAUCGGAUGCAGAUUUCAGUGAGAGCAUCUCUGCCUCUGAUAAAAUUAAUAUUAAGACUCCUUGCUUUAUCAAGUCCCUGCCUGUUUCAUCUAAGGAAAACUCUCAAUCACCUGUCAGCAGUGUGACAAAUAACCUAUAUGACAGGUCGAGUGUCUUGUGCACACCAUCAUCCAGACAUACACCUAAAUAUAUCAGGUCUGUGUGUGAGGACAGUGGUUUUAGUUCCUUGGCCCUUGAUAAAGACUCCUCGGUGGAUCAUGACGGCUCAUUCCAGGAGCUGCUUCACUCUGCCUCCAGAGGAAACUGUGAAACCCCAAAUCUGGCAGAUGCAAAGCGGCGUUCCCGUCUGCAGCGUCAGCACAGGCUUUCUACACUUAAAGAAGGGGGCUCUCAGUCUGAGGAAGACCCAACAGAGAGAAAGCACGAACAUCUUCAUCAGUGCCACAGCCAUUCUAAAGGAGAUGAGGUUUUUGCAGACAGUGCCACCCCUCGCAGUGUCCUUUCUGCCAAAUAUGGUAAUAGCAUAACCUCUGAUAGUUUGGGCUCGGCAAAUCAAGGUGAUGCCACUCCGCUAAGAGCAACCACAAUCAAGCCAGACAACAGAACACCUUUGUGCACAGCUCCUGCUAAUCCAGAUAUAACUCCUCUCAGGACGACCCCAGUCAAUCUCUCUCUGACUCCAGCUUUGCAGCUGGUUCAUGCUUUGUGCCAACAGAAAGCCCACAUGUUUGCUGACCAGAGUCCAAGCCUAAAGGAGCAACUGAAUUUCUCAGCAGCACUAGCUGAGACCCCGGUGACUUUCAGGACCACCAUGCCAUUGGCAGGGCUGAUCGGCAGGAAGAUGGGUCUGAGGAAGGUGGACAUACUCACAGAGCUGAAGAAGAGGAACAUCAGGCACAUUCUGUCUGUCAUCCUCAGCCACCUGACCUCAGAGAGCAUCUACAGAUGUGGUCAAGUGUGCAAGACGUGGAAUGAAAUCAUCCAACAAGACAAGUUAGCUAGUUUUAAGAGAAGAAGCCACCUGAGUGAAUUGAAGGCUGCUCUUGAGCUCGGUGGUACUGUCCAUGUCCCUGAUGCAGAGACCAGACUUGCUGUGCUUAGGAGGUCAGCGUUCAAGACUGUUCAGUCCAAGUCCCAGUCUAGGUCGUCCAGCUUCUGCACCCCGCAGUCAGGAAAUGGCACUUUAACCCCAUUACAGCACAGUGGCUUGCUUUCAAGCAGUAGCAGCAAACGGGAAAAGUUUCUCGAAGUUGCCAAAACCCUCUUCAAUGAUGAGUGGCUCAAGCCUUGCCCACGAUGUCAGCACCCCGCAAGGUGUCACUCCGUGAAAGGGGAGGGUGUGUGCAGCAGACCUGACUGUGGAUUCCAGUUUUGCACAGCUUGCUUGUGUGCUUUCCAUGGCUCUCGAGAGUGUGGGAGCCACUCUGUAGGUCGCCGCAAGAAGGACACACUUCUACCAGGAAGCGCUCAAAGCAAGCGAAACGUUAAAAGACUAUGAGCAGAAAGCGAAAUAUAUUCCUGAUGCAAUGCCAAGGUCACUUUAGCACGUUUUUCUGCCGAAUGGUAAAGACGAGGCUCGGCAGCAAGGAAACUGAUUUGUUGCUCAUACAUGAGAGCAACUUCUGUACUUAUCAAUGUGUCUUUGUGCCUGUCUUUAUACUGUAUUUUCACCCUUUAUUUGCAACACAGGUCUUACUUGUGUUUUUAAUUAUGAAUGUGAAUGAAUUCUCACCAACAGAACAAUGAUUGGAUGUGUAUUUUUCACAUUGAUCAUCUGUACAGAAUGUUUUUGAAAUACCUGAGAUUUUCAACUUUUACCAAUGUGUUUUCAGAGAAGUUUUUAAAUAAAUUAGAUUUUUUUUUACAUGUGUCUCCUCCUUUUGGACUGUAUUCAUUAUUUGUAAAAAUUGAUUUGUCAGUGUUUGUCGCCAUCUAGUGUUAUGACCUUACCUUGCCUUAACUGCAAUAACAAUGUCAUUCUCUACUUUUAUUUCUUCAUGUAUUUGAUCCUAGAUAGUAAUGUAUAUAAUGGGAAUACUUUAAAAUAAAGUGUUUUGGGGGUUUCAAACUGCAGGAAGAAACGCA
Molecule: messenger RNA, 2879 nt
Organism: Centropristis striata (black sea bass)
Lineage: Eukaryota; Metazoa; Chordata; Actinopteri; Perciformes; Serranidae
Gene: fbxo43
Product: F-box protein 43
Exons: 6
Coding region: 190-2292 (700 amino acids)
Biological process (GO): negative regulation of meiotic nuclear division; regulation of mitotic nuclear division
Cellular component (GO): nucleus
Molecular function (GO): protein binding
Source: RefSeq, a predicted model, not a curated record